CCCCAGCGGCGUCCUCCCGGCUCCUUCCCUCCCUCAUCCGGGUCCUGGGCGAGCGGGCGCCGUGCGCGUGUCCCGCGGCCGAGCUGCUAAUAAAGUUGCACGGAGGGGAAGCGCAGCGACGGCGCCGGGGGAGCGCGUCCAGCCGGCGGCUGCUGUUAUUACGUGGAGUUUGGAGCCUAAGCGUUGAAAACUCCCAUGUGGCGCCUGUCUUAAAUCGGAGCAUGCUCAGUAGCCAAAAAAGCAGAUUUUUGGUUGCAAAAAAGAACUGGGGCGAGGAUAGUCCGGGUAUCUUGGACGCGUGCCCGAUUCCUAACAAAAUGUUCCAAUUCUGGUUUUGAUGGAGCUUGGAGCUGUAGGCCAUCCUGGAGCGAGUGCCUACAUAACUCACUGACCAACUCUUUGGGAUUGAAAGUAUAAGUUAAAUGAAGGACGACAGGAGCUCAGAAGGUACCCAGAGUCAUAUUUGUUCCCUCUUCUUCUAUGUGACUUGAACUCUGGGUUGCAUAUGAGGUAUCUGGAGAGCAUCUUCCUAAAGCAUUGUGGAUACAGGACUUGAACCAAUGAAAGAAUCUUAUGGCACUUAUGAAGAUAAAUGUCACUCCUCCCUUUUUAAUUGGAACUUCUGCUUAGAACCUGUAUGUGACUUUUCAUCCGUGAGCUGUUCUUUGAGUGGCCACUGACUUUGAGUUGCAGGAAGGUCUCUGAAGAAUUAUAUCAAAUGACGUCAAUGGCCAGCUUGUUUUCCUUUACUAGUCCAGCAGUAAAGCGAUUGUUGGGCUGGAAACAAGGUGAUGAAGAGGAGAAAUGGGCGGAAAAGGCAGUUGAUGCUUUGGUGAAAAAGCUCAAAAAGAAAAAGGGUGCCAUGGAAGAACUGGAGAAAGCCUUGAGCAGUCCAGGACAGCCGAGCAAAUGUGUCACUAUUCCCAGAUCUUUAGAUGGACGCCUGCAGGUUUCCCACAGAAAAGGCUUACCCCAUGUUAUAUAUUGCCGUGUUUGGCGCUGGCCUGAUUUGCAGAGUCAUCAUGAGCUCAAGCCAUUGGAUAUUUGUGAAUUUCCUUUUGGAUCUAAGCAGAAAGAAGUUUGUAUCAACCCAUACCACUAUAAGAGAGUGGAGAGUCCAGUCUUACCUCCAGUAUUAGUGCCUCGUCACAAUGAAUUCAAUCCACAACACAGCCUUUUGGUUCAGUUUAGAAACCUGAGCCACAACGAGCCGCACAUGCCACAGAAUGCAACGUUUCCAGAUUCCUUCCACCAGCCCAACAACACUCCUUUUCCCUUAUCUCCAAAUAGCCCUUAUCCCCCUUCCCCUGCUAGCAGCACAUAUCCCAAUUCCCCAGCAAGUUCUGGACCAGGAAGUCCAUUUCAGCUCCCAGCUGAUACUCCUCCUCCUGCCUAUAUGCCACCAGAUGAUCAAAUGGGUCAAGAUAAUUCCCAGCCAAUGGAUACAAGCAAUAAUAUGAUUCCUCAGAUUAUGCCCAGUAUAUCCAGCAGAGACGUUCAGCCUGUUGCCUAUGAAGAGCCCAAACAUUGGUGUUCAAUUGUCUACUAUGAAUUAAACAAUCGUGUUGGGGAGGCUUUUCAUGCAUCUUCUACUAGUGUGUUAGUAGAUGGAUUCACAGACCCUUCAAAUAAUAAAAGUAGAUUCUGCUUGGGGUUGUUGUCAAAUGUUAAUCGUAAUUCAACAAUUGAGAACACUAGACGACAUAUUGGAAAAGGUGUUCAUCUGUACUAUGUUGGUGGAGAGGUGUAUGCAGAGUGCCUCAGUGACAGCAGCAUAUUUGUUCAGAGUAGGAACUGCAACUUUCAUCAUGGCUUUCAUCCUACCACGGUCUGUAAGAUUCCCAGCAGUUGCAGCCUCAAAAUUUUUAACAACCAAGAGUUUGCUCAGCUUCUGGCUCAGUCUGUCAACCAUGGGUUUGAGGCAGUGUAUGAGCUCACCAAAAUGUGUACCAUCCGAAUGAGUUUUGUCAAGGGCUGGGGAGCCGAGUAUCACCGGCAGGAUGUUACCAGCACCCCCUGUUGGAUUGAGAUUCAUCUUCAUGGGCCUCUUCAGUGGCUGGAUAAAGUCCUUACUCAGAUGGGCUCCCCUCUGAACCCCAUAUCUUCCGUCUCAUAGUGCAGAAGUAGUCUUUUCAAUUAUAUUAUUAGCGGACUUGUUUUAAUUUUAGGGAAACCUUCAGUACAGAUACUGUGAGCUUACGUGGAAAACAGAUAUUACAGCUUAUUUUUUUUCUACAUAAUUGUGACCAAUACAUUUGUAUUUUGUAAUGAAUCUACAUUUGUUUGUUAUUUGUGUUCAUGUGAUUAACUAUCAAAAGUGUUGUGAGAAAUGCAAAGUAAAUAUUGUACCCCAGUUCACAAGUUUGACAUUGAUCUUAAACUGGGACACAAUUUUGCUGCCUUGUCCCAACCAACUUGUUAUUUGUUCAAGUUUUUUGAAAAAGUAAUACACCACAUGAUGAAAAAUUAUAAUAGUUUAAGAAGGUAUACAGUAAAAAGUCUUCCCUUCUACUCUUCAUCCUGCAGAAGCUGUACUUUUACCAGUUUCUUUGUCCUACCAGUGUUAAGAAAGUGUAAUUCAUCGUUUCGUAAAAGCAUAUGGUAGGGGCUGAAAAGAAACUAUAAAAAACAAAACAAAACUUUUAUUUGAAGGAACACUAUGCACUGCUCUAACAAGUAGUGUUCAGUAAAAGUAAAGUCAUAGUUUUCUAGGCAAUGUCAUAAAAUUUGCAUUUAAUACAGCUAAAUGUUUGUCAGUCUCCUGUGACUUCACUCGGUAUAUCUUUUGUAAAACGUUUCCUUUUUUAAAAAAAAGAAUUAUUGUAAACAACAGAUCUCCAUUAUAUGUCAUUUACUCAGAAUCUGUCCUAAGUACUACUUUUAUAGCUAGUGACAGUGCACGCCCGGCCUUGUUCAGCUUUGCUGCUUUUGGCCACUGUUGCAAGAACUCUAAUUUUGACAUGCAUUAAUCUUUUAUUUUGCACUUUGAUGGGUGACAGUUUUUAGUGUAACCUUUUGUGAAACACACUCAAGUGACUUAGACUUGGAUGCACAUCCUUACUUCCUUGGUACCCCUUUUGUAUUAACAGACACUGCGGUUUAUAGAUGACAGUUGUAGAAGUUACACUUUCUCUAGCUUUUGUUGUAUUUUCAACCUAGAUGAUAAUAAGACUGUUACUCUGUAGCUCCACCUGAAGGUGCCUUUCUAAUUCUCUGCUGCCUUAUGGGUGUUACUCCUGUUGGAGAGUCCCGUGCUUAAUCCCAUUGCUUUUACUGCCAUCAGUUGCCCUGAGCAAGGAAGGGACCCAGGGACUGUAGCCCGAAGCCUCUUCAGUCUAGCCCCAAGUUGAGGCUGCUGGUCUGGUACGUCCUUGAAGAAGCAGUGUUUGUUGAGAAUAGUUGACUUUAAUAUAGUCAUGUAUCAAAGAAUGCAGACUAUUCUCUCAUUUACCAUACAUGCUGCUGGUUUUCCAUUUUUGGGGGACCUCUGUGGACACUAGUCUCUCAGAACAGUCCUCAGAGAGGAAAGAUGUGAAAAUUCUAAAAUAGCCAUUCAGUCAAUCAUGCUUGAAGGCUUUGGGUCAAGGGCUUUUAACCUCUUUUUCCUGAGAGCAGUCAAAUUUGUUAUGGCAUGAGAACAAAGACAUGGUUUCAGAAAAAAAAAAAAAAAAAAGACCUAAUUUACCUACCAGGGAAAGCUAUUUUCUGGUGCCUUUCGAAAGUAUAUGGAGCCAGUCUUCUAUUUAAAAUGUUAGUUUGGUUUGACUUUCUGCUUUUAAAAUUUUUUUAAAUGCUUUUUUUUUUUUUUUUAAGGAAAGGAGAAUAUGCAUUUCAUUUUGUUUUCCGUGACAUUAUUUAUUCCUUUUACGAAGUGCAGCCACUGGGGGGGUUUAGUUCUUUCAGGUGAAGUGCCAUAUGUGUUUCAGCUCACGGUCCUUUCUGGGUAAAAAGAUACUUUCUGACCACCACCCGAGCUUCAGACAGAAGUUUUACAUGACAUGCAUUCUUAAUCUUCCAGAGUUGUGUCAGCCACAUGAAAAGAGAAUUAUUUGCUUGGUGUUAGAACCUCGCUAUUUACAUUAUUCUUUUAUUUAUCAGGCUUAUGGCAUAAUCUUUGGAACAAAUUUGUAGGAAAAAAAGCAUCCAUAUUGAAUGACAUACAUGUAUUCAAAAUCAGUGGAUUUGAACUGGUGGAACUGUUGAAUUGUUGUUUUCAAUUGAGGUAAUUAAAAAUUGUUUUUAGUUACAUUACAACCUUUAGAACUGGCAGGGUUUUAUGUGUUUGGCCUUUUCUGUGUUUUCCUUAAGAAAUUUUAUCUCAUGGAGGACAGUAUGAAGCUCCUGUCAAGACUUCCAUGGAAAAGUAUAAGCCUGUUGUACUUCCUAAAAGUUAUUAACUCCACACCCCUGGAUUUUAAAUGAAAAUUGUAUUCAAUGUGGCUGCUUCUGUAAUUCCUGAGGGUGCCCCAAAUCCAUGGAUGGGAGAUAAAAAUCACCAGUGAGAUUUAAAAAACUAAAUAAAAUUAUGACCAAUGAAAAGACACUUCUGAAGGAAACCUUUUCAGAAAAUGACAGUUUUAAAUUUUUAUUUAAUCUCUAGAAUCUAUUUUAUAGUCAAAGUUGAUGGAAAAUACCAACACCACUGGAACAAUCACCUUUUAUAACUUGUACAACAUACAACAUAUGUGAGCUGAAAAGACUAGUGUCUGAGAAUAAUAAAAUGACAACCGAUUUGGUAAAUGCAAAAAGAGAAAUUGAGUCAACUUUAAUCUGAGUAAACACGACAGAAAGAUGAUCAGAAAAAAAAAUAAGCAUUGCAUUUGAUCAGCAUCUCUGUCUCAUAAAGUAUUAUGGUCUUUUUGGUAUUACUUGGCUUGAGUUACAGAAUGUAAACUAGUGGGCAUGUUAUUGAUCUACUGAAGCUAACGCUUUUUUUUUUAGAGAUUAAAGAAAACAUCAAUCAAAAUGUCAAGUUACAUACAUCAGAAUAUAAGUCAUUUUUCACAUUUUAUUGUUAUUUAAGGUAACUGUGGUUAUAGAAUUGGCUGGGUUUCUGAGUUGAAAUCCACAGUAAGAUUACUGGGUAGUUCAGUGAGCUACAUACCUCAUAGCACUGCAAGAGGAUGUAGCUACUUUAUACUUUCCGUGACACUGGAGAGUAAGAUAUGCUUUUAAGAUGUAAAAUAAUAAGUGUUCAGAUCUGAAAUCUCUUGUCAAGAUGAGACCUGGGGCUCACAUCGUAAAACCCUUGAGGGUAACCGUGGGAAACAGUGAAGGCUUAUAUGAAAAAUGAAACCCUACCAGUAGCACAGAACCUCCAGAAAGUCUGAUAGUACCUCUUUAAGCACUGUCUUUCUGUUACAGAAGAGCAUCUAAUACAUCAGCUUCGAUCUAUUUCUUUAUACUCUUCAUAGCUGUUUGCUCAGUAUUACUUUGGAUUAUUAUCACUUUCCCACUUAAAAUAUAUGAAUAUCUUUUAUGCUUACUGAAAUAAAAGAUUCUUUUGAUAAUUUUGAAUUCAACUUCCAGUGAUGGCUUCAGUUUUGGAUCUGUUAACUUUUUAAAGGGAUCAGAGUCCGUCUUUGUCUUCUUAGUUAAAUCUUCACUCACUCAGAUGGGAAUACAAAAUGUGUCCUCAUUAUUCCCAGGAGCUAGAUAAGCAAGGAUCUUUUAAUGUAGUUGAUAUCAUGGUGGUUUCAGGCAUGUUUGGUGAUUUUAAUGGCAGGGAGUCUUCCUAAACAUUGGUUUAUGGAGGGUCUCUUGAGAUACUAACUAGGGCAGCUUUAUGGGGGGCAGAUCUCAGGUUUGGAGCCUGUUUCCUCCAGAGCAGCAGCCAUUUUCCUCUAUGAUACAGGUGGGGUUUGGGGGAGCUUUUCUUCUCACAGAAGAUGCAUGUAUGGAAACUGACAAUUCAAGGCAUUUCUUCUGCAUAAACAGUUGUGCCUGGUGGAUAGUUCUUUGGAAUUCACUGGACUACAGUUUAGCAUUUCCUAAUGAAAAGAGGUAACAGUAUUUACCACGCUUUUGUUAUAUUGGAUUAUUCAUAGUAGAAACUUAUCUUCUAAAAGCCAACUGUAUUAUAACUGAAGUGUUAACCUGAAAUUGGAUGGUUUACAAAAAACAGAGGGAUUUUACAUAGCAAAAAAAAAAAUUUUUUUUUAAGAGCUUAUGUUAAAAUAUUCACUGGUAGCAGUUGCUGUAAAACAAGCGAUGGGAUGUUUUGGUGAAAAGAUAGGGUCUUAGAGCAGAAUUCUUCUGUUAUUCAUGGCAGACUGAAAAAGUUCUGUGUGGUUCUUGUCCAAAUAAUUCAAUUCUUAAAAUUCUUGCAGUUACCAUAAACCAUUGUCCCUUAAGUAUUCAUUUGACGAUACUAUUCCUAAGAAGUUCAGAAUUUUGUGUACAGAUAUUUUCUUUUCCCUCACUAAUGAGUAGCGCCUUCUGAUACUAGCUGGUAUUAAUCAUAAUAAAAGUACAGUGAAGCCAAACAAUCCUAAGUUCCUUAUAAAAGAAAUUUUUUAGAAUCAGAUUUUCACUUCUAAUGUCAUUGGAGAUGACAUUGCUUUGAUUUGAUUCAUGAAGUAUUUUAUGUAUAGGGACUCUUGAAGAUAAUAGUUGGGCAAGUGAUUUUCUUCUUAAUUGGGUGCGUUAAAAUUGCAUUUUGAAUAUCACUUAUUUUAAAAUUGGAUAGGAUUGUAAUCAUGAAAACUGGAUGUUUGUAUGUACCUACCCAUCUUCUCUUAAAAAGAUAUUUCACAUGCAGAUGAUAAAGACCAAACCAAUGGCUGCGCUAUAGAUCUGCUUAUUUUGUACUUGUUCUGCUUCUGUGUAUGUUGUAGAAAGUGAAAUUCUAGCAACAUGCUUCAAUUCUGUUGCCUUUUUGAUACUUAUAAAAAUGUAUUAGAUUUUACUAUAUUGUGCUUUUCAAAGCCAUAACUCUUAAGAACUUUGUUUUUGCAUAUUGUUUGCUAAUACUUUAUUUUAAUAAAUCUCAAAACCUUAA
Canis lupus familiaris (dog) is the source of this 7000-nucleotide messenger RNA. It is a transcript of the gene SMAD5, whose product is annotated as SMAD family member 5. The record is from RefSeq and is a predicted model, not a curated record. The transcript is spliced from 9 exons. Bases 719 to 2116 code for a protein of 465 amino acids. Gene Ontology annotation, cellular component: heteromeric SMAD protein complex. Gene Ontology annotation, molecular function: I-SMAD binding; RNA polymerase II cis-regulatory region sequence-specific DNA binding; DNA-binding transcription factor activity, RNA polymerase II-specific. Gene Ontology annotation, biological process: cell differentiation; anatomical structure morphogenesis; transforming growth factor beta receptor signaling pathway. Lineage: Eukaryota; Metazoa; Chordata; Mammalia; Carnivora; Canidae.